Messenger RNA from Hipposideros armiger (great roundleaf bat), 2181 nucleotides. It is a transcript of the gene CHRNA6, whose product is annotated as cholinergic receptor nicotinic alpha 6 subunit. Bases 353 to 1837 code for a protein of 494 amino acids. Gene Ontology annotation, biological process: monoatomic ion transmembrane transport. The transcript is spliced from 6 exons. The record is from RefSeq and is a predicted model, not a curated record. Gene Ontology annotation, molecular function: transmembrane signaling receptor activity; acetylcholine-gated monoatomic cation-selective channel activity. Lineage: Eukaryota; Metazoa; Chordata; Mammalia; Chiroptera; Hipposideridae. Gene Ontology annotation, cellular component: postsynaptic membrane.
AGAAAGCUGUACUAAGCCAGGGCAGUGUUUUUGUCCUUCCUCAGCUCUGUCUGCCCAGCAUUCCCUCACUGCUUUUCUUCACCGUUCUUGCAUGAAAAGAGAUCUAGGAUGACAGGAAAUGUGAUGACUCAUCUGACAUCAGAUUGGGCCCUUUUUAUUUGCCCUUUUUGUUGGCCUCAGUCUGAUAUUGGGAGCAACCGUGUUAUGAUGUGAAUGUUUUUAUUUCACAGAAGACACGCAUGGAUUGCAGUGGGACUCUGAUGAUGUAAAGUCUGAUGUGUGUGUCUGUCUGGUAGCUCUCUGUUUUCCUCCAUCCUUUGAUUAUAGAAAAAGGAAUCAAAGUGUUUUAAUCAUGCCGACCAGCAAGGGUCAGGGAUGCCUUCCCUUUGAUUUGUGUCUCUGCUUGUGUAUAUUCAUACCUUUCCUUAAAGAUUGUGCAGGCUGUGCAUCUGAGGAGAGACUCUUUCACAGACUGUUUUCUCAUUAUAACCAAUUCAUCAGGCCUGUGGAAAAUGUUUCUGACCCUGUCACAGUGCAUUUUGAAGUGGCCAUCACACAGCUGGCCAAUGUGGAUGAAGUAAACCAGAUCAUGGAAACCAAUCUGUGGCUACGUCACAUCUGGAAUGAUUAUAAAUUGUGCUGGGACCCAGUGGAAUAUGAUGGCAUUGAGACUCUUCGUGUUCCUGCGGAUAAAAUCUGGAAGCCUGACAUUGUUCUAUAUAACAAUGCUGUUGGCGACUUUCAAGUCGAAGGCAAAACCAAAGCUCUUCUUAAAUAUGAUGGCAUGAUAACCUGGACUCCACCGGCUAUUUUUAAGAGUUCUUGUCCUAUGGAUAUCACUUUUUUCCCUUUUGAUCAUCAAAAUUGUUCCCUGAAAUUUGGUUCCUGGACAUAUGACAAAGCUAAAAUUGAUCUUCUAAUCAUUGGAUCUAAAGUAGAUAUGAAUGAUUUUUGGGAAAACAGUGAAUGGGAAAUUGUUGAUGCUUCUGGCUACAAGCAUGACAUAAAAUACAACUGUUGUGAAGAGAUAUACACAGAUAUAACCUAUUCUUUUUAUAUUAGAAGACUGCCGAUGUUUUACACCAUUAACCUGAUCAUUCCCUGUCUCUUUAUUUCAUUUCUUACUGUGUUGGUCUUUUACCUUCCUUCUGACUGUGGCGAAAAAGUGACUCUUUGCAUUUCAGUUCUGCUUUCUCUGACUGUGUUUUUGCUGGUAAUCACGGAAACCAUUCCAUCCACGUCUCUAGUGAUCCCACUGGUGGGUGAGUACCUACUGUUCACCAUGAUCUUUGUCACCCUGUCCAUCGCAGUGACUGUGUUUGUGUUGAACAUACACUAUCGCACCCCAACAACACACACCAUGCCCAAGUGGGUGAACACGGUUUUCCUCCAGCUGUUACCCCAGGUCCUGAUGAUGAGAAGACCUCUGGACAAGACAAGGAAGACAAGUUAUGAUAAAAACCCUAAAGGCAUUUCCAGUUGUCCUGCCAAAGUCACAUUUGAUAAUCGCAGAGAGCCCAAACUUCUUAAAGAAUGUUACCACUCUCAUAAAUCACGUCAUCUUGCUACCAGCAAGAGAAGAUUAAGUCAUCAGCCUUUACAGUGGAUGAUGGAAAAUUCAGAGCAUUCGCCUGAAGUUGAAGAUGUGAUUAAUAGUGUUCAGUUCAUAGCAGAAAACAUGAAGAACCAAAAUGAAACAAAGGAGGUAGAAGACGACUGGAAAUAUGCAGCUAUGGUUGUGGACAGAGUAUUUCUUUGGAUAUUUAUAGCUGUCUGUGUGUUUGGAACUGCAGGGCUAUUUCUACAACCACUACUUGGAAACACAGGAAAAUAUUAAGGAUUUUAUCUUCUGAAAUUUACAGACACUAUAUUUGUUCUGUGUUUCCUACAGCAAGGAAAGGAAUAUAAAGCUUCCCAUCUAAGUCUCUCAUCUACUGAAGCUGAUGACUAGAUGGAAAAAGAGGACUUUAUUUGCACAUGAGGAGCCUGAAUGCCCUCCUUUGUAGCACGAAGGAGGGUUGUGAGAUAGAUGUGCUCUAACACUGGAGCCCAGAGCUGGCAGCACCCACAGGAUUUUCAUGUCUGGACAUGUUCAGCUUCCAGGGAUGUGAUGAUCUGUAAUACAGCAAACCAUGUAAUCAACACCAAGCCACAUUAAAGAUCGGUUUUGUGGUCCCUUCA